AACCCGAGUAGUAGGUAGUUCAUUAAAUAUGUUAGUUAAUUAUAUUUGUAAGAAAUAUUUUUUGAAAUGUGACCAAAACACUUUACGCAUUCAUAAAAGAUUGCGUUCCUUAGAUAAAAUCUGGAAGACCCCUUGGAAAAAGUACGUACGUCAUUCCCAGACUCAUUGUCCACAAAUUUGUGGGCGGGGGUUCGGGGACUACGAGGUGGUGCGGCCGGGACGGGUGAGCGCGGCCCGCCCCGUGCCAGCGCACAUCCCGCGCCCGCCCUACGUGCACGGCACGGAGCCGGAGCAGCGCGAGGCGGAGGUGAAGACGGAGCAGCAGGUGGCAGGCAUGCGCGCCAGCUGUCGCCUGGCGCGGCUCGUGCUGGACGCAGCCGGCCGCUCCCUGCAGGCCGGGCGCACCACGGACGAGGUGGAUGCACUGGUGCACACACUCAUCGUGCAGCACGGAGCGUACCCCUCGCCCCUGGGCUACCACGGCUUCCCCAAGUCCGUGUGCACGUCCGUCAACAACGUGGCGUGCCACGGCAUCCCGGACGACCGGCCCCUGCGCGACGGUGACCUGGUCAAUGUGGACGUCACGGUGUUCCUGCACGGCUUCCACGGAGACUGCUCAGAGACGUUCCUGGUGGGACGUGUGGACGAGCAGGGCCGCCACCUGGCACGCACCACGCGCGAGUGUCUGCGCCGUGCCAUAGCGCUGUGCCGCCCAGGCCGCCUGUUCUGUGCCCUCGGCGAGGAGAUAGAGGACACCGCGCGCGCGGCCGGACUCACGGUGGUGCCCGCCUUCGCAGGCCACGGCAUCGGCACGUACUUCCACGGUCCCCCGGACAUCUACCACUGCUACAACAGCUACGAGGGCCGCAUGGCCGCGGGCAUGACCUUCACCAUCGAGCCGGUGCUGGCCCAGGGGGCGCCCCAGGUGGAGGUACUGGAGGACGGCUGGACCGCGGUGAUGCUGGACGGCGCUCGUGCCGCGCAGAGCGAGCACACCGUGCUGGUCACGUCCUCCAGGGCGGAGGUGCUCACCGCCCUCGGGCCCACGGGCCUCGGCCGACCACUGCCCUGACCACAGCUCGCCAGUGUCCCCUCGGGGUGCAGUCUGCGGUCUCUUCCCGGGGUCGUCGUUCCUCGUGAUAUGAACUCAAGUGUUCCAAAACUAAAUAAUUUAAUUUUUGUACAUUAAUAAUUUGUGUUCCUGAAUGUGAAAACCAGACAGAUUUGGUGAGACAGGUUGGUCGUUAGCUAUUUAAAUAAAAAUGUGAAAGUAUAACAACUA
Messenger RNA from Bacillus rossius redtenbacheri, 1282 nucleotides. Its product is annotated as methionine aminopeptidase 1D, mitochondrial. The record is from RefSeq and is a predicted model, not a curated record. Gene Ontology annotation, cellular component: mitochondrion. Lineage: Eukaryota; Metazoa; Arthropoda; Insecta; Phasmatodea; Bacillidae. The coding region runs from base 29 to 1072 and encodes 347 amino acids. Gene Ontology annotation, molecular function: metalloaminopeptidase activity. Gene Ontology annotation, biological process: proteolysis. The transcript is spliced from 6 exons.